CAGAAGGGGGAUCAGGUGGAUCAGAGCCUGCACAGAUGUUGCUCCUGUCUCUUUAAGAAUACCUCCUUAUAUUGGCGAAGGUUUCGUAGCGGAGAUAUGUUUACUCAGUUCAGCAUGUGCGUCAGUUGACAUUCGUAAACUGGUCAUCUCUUAUUCCAGAAACAGGGCACACAUACAGAGAUUCGAGCGGGACCGCAACUUCUCAGACGAAGCUGUCUUGUUUGUAUUUUAGAGAAGAUUAAUAUAUUUACGUAUCGAUUUCUUGUUUUAUGGUAGAAUGACUUGCUGAGGACGUUUCGCUACAAGAUGAUUUCAUUAUGAUUUUGCGUGCAUGUGUUGGGGCGAAGUGAUGUUACAAUAUAUUUCUUCAGGCGAAAUUGUCAUGGUGUCUGGAGAGCUGUUGUCAAAGUUCGGCGGGGCGAUUUUAACCGCUUGAAAAAAUCCAACUGAGCUCGUAGUAAGCACUAGUUGUUUACCUCUUUGAUACAUUUGGAUACUGAAUGUGACAGAGGGUUGAAAAUCAGUUUGGCCAUAGACCAACCUGUCACCACGCAAAAAUGACAAACUACAAGAAUAUGGAGAAACAUAGCACCCAUGUCCUGCUAUUGACAGUAUCAAUCAUCUGUACCGCCUCAGGGUCCCGGGCACGUUUUGAGGACAGCCCACCUUGGAUCGUGGAGGACCCAUCUGACCUGAUCGUGUCCAAGGGGGAGCCCGCCACCCUUAACUGCAAGGCAGAGGGGAGGCCUAACCCCACUGUGGAGUGGUACAAGGACGGUGAGCGGGUGGAAACGGACCGGGAUGACCCUCGGUCUCACCGCAUGCUCCUUCCCAGCGGCUCCCUCUUCUUCCUGCGUAUCGUCCACGGACGACGCUCUAAACCAGACGAGGGCGUCUACACCUGUGUGGCACGUAACUACCUAGGAGAGGCUGUCAGUCACAACGCUUCGCUGGAAGUAGCCAUCCUGAGGGAUGACUUCCGCCAGGCCCCCAGUGAUGUGGUGGUGGCAGCCGGUGAGCCAGCGGUCCUGGAGUGUGUUCCCCCCCGCGGUCACCCUGAGCCCACCGUCUCCUGGAAGAGGAACAACGCCCGCGUCAGCAACAAGGAUGACCGCAUCUCUAUGCUUGGGGGCAAGCUGAUGAUCUCCCACACCAGGAAGAGUGAUGCUGGCAUGUAUGUGUGUGUGGGCACCAAUGUGGUGGGAGAGAGGGACAGUGAUCCUGCUGAGUUGGUGGUGUAUGAGCGUCCUGUGCUGAUGCGGAGGCCGGUGAACCAGGUGGUGAUGGAGGAAGAGACCAUUGACUUCCUGUGUGAGGUACAUGGAGACCCCGCUCCCACGGUACGCUGGCGCCGAGAGCAGGCAGAUCUCCCCCGCGGGAGGUUUGAGAUCCUCAGUGACAACAGCCUGCGUCUGACCGGGGUGAGAGAGGAGGACGAGGGAACUUAUACCUGUAUGUCUGAGAACAGCGUGGGCAAGACGGAGGCAUCAGCCAUGCUACAGGUCCAUGUGCCCCCACAGAUCGCCAUUAACCCCCGGGACCAGAUCUCGGCUCAGGGGCGCAGUGUCACCUUCCGCUGUGGCACCAGAGGAAACCCCUCACCUGCCAUCUUCUGGAAGAAAGAAGGAAGCCAGAUGCUGCUGUCUCCUGGCCAGCACUUCUCCCAGUCCGGCCGCUACUCUGUGUCCAUGAGUGGAGAGCUGUCCAUCACCGACGUGCACCCAGAGGAUUCUGGGUAUUAUAUCUGCCAGGCCAUCAGUGUAGCAGGAAGUGUCCUGACCAAAGCCCUGCUGGAGGUGGAAGGGGGUCCUUCACACCGUGUUCCACCAAUAAUCCGCCAAGGCCCAGCCAAUCAGACGUUGGCUCUAGGGUCCGUUGCCCAGUUUCACUGUCAUGCGAUUGGUGGACCCUCACUAAGGAUCGGGUGGGAAAAGGACGGGAAGAAGAUUGUGGAGGACGACCCCCGCAUAAACCUGAUGGAGAACGGGACACUGCAGAUCACUAAUGUUGAGGAUACGGAUUCGGGAAUGUACACGUGUGUGGUGUCCAGCGCCACGGGCGAGUCGAGCUGGAGUGGGACACUCACCAUGAGAGAGGAUGGAGCCCCUGGGUCAUCAGUUCCCCGGGUGUCAGAGUCCAUCCAGCUGCCAGGGCCACCCCAGAAGCCUGUGGUGACGGAGGUGACCAGGGGCACAGUCACCCUCACCUGGCAGUCCAACCCCCACGAGGGUGGGGCCGCUGUGACCUCCUACAUCAUCGAGGCCUUUAGCCAAUCUGUUGGCAGUGUGUGGCAGACGGUAGCUGACCGCGUGAAACAGGAGAAGCACACGGUCAUUGGCCUGUACCCAAACACUGUCUACCUGUUCAUCGUCCGAGCGGUCAACUCCUACGGUCUGAGUGACCCCAGCCCCAUCUCUGAACCCAUCAGGACACAGGAUGGGAGUCCUACAGAGCAGGGGGUGGACCACAGACAGGUGCAGAGAGAACUAGGGGAGGUGUCUGUCUACCUACAGAAGCCUGUGGUCCUAUCACCCACCAGUGCCCAGGUCUCCUGGACUGUGGCGCGUCAGUCUCAGUAUGUGCAGGGCUACAGGCUGCUUUACCGCUCCACUGGCAGCGUCUGGUUGGUCCAGGAUGUGAAGGCGGGGCCUGAGCUUAGCACUGUCCUAUCAGACCUGCGCACGGACACAGAGUAUGAGGUGAAGGUCCUUCCCUACUUCAACGAGCUACAGGGACUGGACAGCCCCCUGGUGCUGCUACACACCCCUGAGGAAGUGUUGAGUGCUCCCCCGCAGGCUGUGUCAGUGGUCCAGCUCAGCAACAGCUCCAGCAUCCGUGUCUCCUGGGAGCCUCCCUCUGACGUUCAGAGUGGUACAGUCCUGGAGUACAAGGUCUGGUGCCUGGGAAGUGACUCUGAGAUGAAGACAGAGAGCCAUAUCAACAGGACAGUGGAUGGAGCAGCAUUGUCCAUCCUACUGACUGGGCUGCUACCAGACCUCCAGUACAAUGUGAUGGUGGCUGCAGUCACCAUCUUGGGAGUUGGUGAACACAGCCCACCUAUAGACCUGGUCCUCACCCUGUCACUGGACAUGCCUUCAGACCGUCUGCUGAAAGACAGCAGCCUCAGUCUAUCAGAGCAGAUCACGGGUGUGGUCUGCCAACCAGCGUUCAUCGCUGGGUUGGGUGUGGCUCCGUGGCUGGUGCUCAUGGGCUUCAGUGGUUGGCUGUACUGUCGCCACCGCAGGAGGAAGGAGCUGGGACACUACACCACAUCAUUCGCCUACACACCUGCAGUUGGAUUCGCUCACAGUGAAGGAUCUGGUCUCAGCAAUGGAAGUAGACCAGGGAUGCUGGGCUCCAACAUGGGGAACGUUGCCCAGAAUGGAAAAGACUCAGUCAACUGUUGCUCUGGCAAACUGGACUCUACAGACAGAUACUCCAAUGUUGCCAUCUCCAAUUACCUGAGCCAGUCUGAGAAAUACAGCUCAGUGUCCACUGACAGUCCCAUCUACAGCACCAUCAAUACAGCUGCUGCUGAGGACUUGCAGGGUUUAGCCUACUACAACACAUACUCUAACACCCCCUGCACCCAGGGCUCCAACACCCCCUGCACCCGGGGCUCCAACACCCCCUGCACCCGGGGCUCCAACACCCCCUGCACCCAGGGCCCUGACUCCUAUGCCAGUACCCCCGUCCUCUCCAACUCGGGCCUCUUCGGUCUGGUGCAAGACCUGGACCAGUGGACCAUCCAGUCUGGACAGUCUGUAGAGUACGCCAAGAUGCAGUACGCCAGGACAAGCAAUGCCAAGCUGGUGAAGCAGAGGUCAGUGUGUCCUCCAUUUAAGCCUACACCACUCAACUGGGAGGACGUUCUGUCUCUACCACUGCCUGCUAAUAAAGGAUGUGGUUACACCAAGAGAAAUCAGGAUGAUGGGAGGAACAGUAACUCUGAUGAGGACAGGUAUCCCCCGCUGCCAGCAAGGACUCACCUGAUGGAUGGCUCCAGGCAGGUUUUACCCAGCCUGCCCUCCUUCAGUAGAGAGAAGCUGGCCCAGGACACCACCUCCAGCCUACAGUCCACAGCCACGCUUCCCCCCUCCCCCCAAGAGGAGACACCCCCCCCCAACCCCAACGACAGCCCCCGGCUGCAGCACUUUGACCUGCGGGGCCACUACGAGCCCGGUUCCCAGGUCUCCCAUUCCAACCCCAACCUGUUUGCCAAUAUAGACGUCAGCGGGCCAUACCACACCAGCCAAUGGGGACCAGCUCUCCCCUUCACAGGGGAGAGCUUUACUUCAGAGAGGAGUGGCAGAGGAGGACAAUCUCCUCCUUUCCCGGCUGACUCCUCAUACGCUACGCAGGGACACAGAACCAGAAGCAAGAAGAAAGCCCUCAGGGAGGGCCAGCACCGACGAGAGCUGCAUGACCAAGCAGUCUGUGCAGACCUGCCCCCUCCGCCGGCCCCACCCCCCGCAGCAGAUGACCCCAUGCAGCUCCUGGUUGAUGUGCUGGGCUGUAGCCGGACGCCGUCGGCGGAGAACUCGCCGGCCCUACAGAGGAGAGGAGACUACUCCUCACCCCAGAAGAGAGGGCCUGCCAUGAGGGGCUCACAAGAUGAGGGGGUAAUCCCGUACUGCCCGUCCAGCUUUCUGCCCCGGGGUCAGAUGUCCUGCUACGGUUCCCUUGGUGGAGGGGCCUCCUCGCGGGCUUCAACUGGACAGAGAGGGCCUGGAGUUGCCCAGAGGAGGGACGAGAACCUCAUAUAGCUGGAAGCAGAUUAUGUGAUGUGAAGUUCUCCGCCAUGUUUUUUUUUUAAAGCUUGUUUUGCUGCUUCCAUAUUUGCUGAACUCCAGCCUGUUGCCAUGGUAUCAAAGAGGAGCUGAAGACAAAAGGGAAAGCAUGUAGGCUUGCCACCUGCCUUUUCGAUAUUGGUUCAUAUUUGUGUUUUUUAUCGUUUGAUAAUUUGUAUGUGAUUUUAUGUCCUGCCUCGAUGUAUAUAGACAUCUUAGCAACUUUUUUAAACAGGAUCUUGGAUAAAGAUAAUAUAUUGUAUUUUGAAAAAAAGGAAGGAAAAAGUCUUAAUUACUGUAGAUAUUAUACAACAGAUGUUUGAAAGUAGUUUGUUUACCCUGAAACCCUCGUGAUGUUUGUUUGAUGAAAGGAUAUGAGGCAGAAUCUCUGUUAACAAGACCAUCUGAGAGUGUGUGUUUACAGUUGUUCUCUCUCGCUGUCAUUGUGGCGUAAACCUCCUGCUUCUUCUAAACAGACAUAUCGAUCUUAUCAACACCAGAUGAAAUAGCCUUGUCCUUUCAGUUUGUGAUGCUGAAAAUGUGUGAACCUAUACCCUUGUUGAACACCAAUUGUUAUGUUCUGUCAUCAGUUGAAUGAUUUGUUAAAAAAAUACCAAUAAAACAUUUGUUACUCUAAA
Salvelinus fontinalis (brook trout) is the source of this 5428-nucleotide messenger RNA. Its product is annotated as roundabout homolog 2-like. The transcript has 26 exons. Gene Ontology annotation, cellular component: neuron projection. Gene Ontology annotation, molecular function: protein binding. The record is from RefSeq and is a predicted model, not a curated record. Bases 558 to 4766 code for a protein of 1402 amino acids. Lineage: Eukaryota; Metazoa; Chordata; Actinopteri; Salmoniformes; Salmonidae.